Colletotrichum spaethianum is the source of this 201-nucleotide messenger RNA. RefSeq lists its product as uncharacterized. The record is from RefSeq and is a predicted model, not a curated record. NCBI's taxonomy places the organism in Eukaryota, Fungi, Ascomycota, Sordariomycetes, Glomerellales, Glomerellaceae. The coding region runs from base 1 to 201 and encodes 66 amino acids. The transcript has a single exon.
AUGCCCCCGGCAGACACCACCACCCUCCGCCCCCAUCCGGCUACUCUCGACCACCCUUUCAACCUCGUGCCAAUCGACCGUCAGCAAGAUCUUGGUACGGCACUCUCAGAACUAAGAUAUGGUGUCGUCUACGGAUCCCUUUGCACCAUACAGAAACCCGAACUUGGCAGUACCGCUGGUAUCCUGCAAGCCAUUGCUUGA